CGGAUUCGCAGUGUUGGGCAGCACUGGUAAAAACAAAACAAAGCAUGCGGAAUUUGGAAUCCUGAUCCCAACAAAAAUGACAACCACAUUGGAAACGCAGCUCUCAGACAAGUUGCAAGUGAUGGCCGAGAUCAAGGACAGUGGCCCAGAGCGGGCAAACCAAGAGGAAACCAGCAGCGCACCCGGUGGAUCCGGGGACAGUUCGGCGUCGCCGUCUCCCAGUGGCAGUGCCACCAAAAUUGCGCCGGAGCCCGAGUUCUACGACAAGGCGCAAAAGUACUGGGCCGAGGUUCCGGCCACCGUGAAUGGGAUGCUCGGCGGUCUGGGCUACAUCAGUGCCAUCGAUAUACAGGGCUCCAGUGUGUUCUUGCGAGAGAUUCGCGUUCCGGGCAACAGGUUGGCCUUGGACUGCGGCGCCGGAAUCGGGCGAGUGACCCGGAACCUCCUUAUUCCGCGCUUCAGCUGCGUGGACCUGGUGGAGCAGGAUCCCGCUUUUGCGGAGAAGGCGCGGGAGUACUGCACGGCCGAGGACGUGACUCCCGGCAAGGUGGGCCAGAUCUACAACAUGGGACUGCAGAAGUUCGCGCCCUCGCAGCACUACGACCUCAUUUGGAGCCAGUGGGUGCUAGGACACCUCACGGACCGCGACCUGGUCGCUUUCUUUCGGCGUAUGAAGCUAGGACUGGCGCCCGGCGGCUUCUUUUGCCUGAAGGAGAACGUGAGCAGCUCCAAGAAGACGGUGGAGGACAAGCAGGACUCGUCGGUCACUAGGCCACUGGACAGCUACGAGCGCUACCUGAAGGAAGCCGGAUUCCGCAUCGUGCGCAAGGUCAAGCAACAAAAUUUCCCCAAGGGACUCUUUCCGGUCUACAUGAUCGCCUGCAAGCCCGUCUCCAAGGAUUAGGUUAGCGUUUAGUUAGUUUUACCAUUGACGUACAAGCAAUUUACUAAAGUUAUACAAAAUGCACAAAUUCAAUGUCACAUUACUAGCUAGUCAUUUAAAAUUGUAAAAGUUUGGACAACCAAUAAACAAGCUUGUCAAAGUUUUUACACGUUCCU
Messenger RNA from Drosophila gunungcola (fruit fly), 1059 nucleotides. RefSeq names its product alpha N-terminal protein methyltransferase 1. The transcript has a single exon. Gene Ontology annotation, cellular component: cytoplasm. Gene Ontology annotation, molecular function: N-terminal protein N-methyltransferase activity. The record is from RefSeq and is a predicted model, not a curated record. Bases 77 to 904 code for a protein of 275 amino acids. Gene Ontology annotation, biological process: N-terminal protein amino acid methylation. NCBI's taxonomy places the organism in Eukaryota, Metazoa, Arthropoda, Insecta, Diptera, Drosophilidae.